UUCUCUUGUCCAGAAAACAAUACAAACAAACAAAGCAAAAAGAAACAAUCAAAAGUCGGCGGCAAAAAUGAGUUCCGGUAUUGGAAGUUUGGUGAAGGUCAUCUUUAAGAACUUCGACGUUAUCGCUGGACCUAUUAUUAGCUUGGUUUAUCCUCUAUACGCAUCAGUGAGGGCAAUAGAGUCGGGAGCUCAUGGAGACGACAAGCAAUGGCUCACUUAUUGGGCUCUUUAUUCACUUAUCAAUCUCUUUGAACUCACUUUCUACGGACUCAUCGAAUGGAUCCCGAUAUGGCCAUACGCCAAGCUAGCACUAAUUUCUUGGUUGGUGUUACCGGGCUUGAGCGGCGCUGCUUAUGUUUAUGAGAACUAUGUGCGUUCAUUCCUUUUACGCCCACACAGUUUUAAUAUAUGGUAUGUACCCGCUAAGAAGGACGAAGAUGACUUACCAGCAGCUGCUGGGAAAUUCACUCCGGUAAACGAUUCUGGUGAGCCUACGGAAAAGCGUGUGAGCUCGGUGGAUACAUCAGCCAAAUAUGUUGGUCACUCGGCCUUUGAUGAUACAUAUGUCUACUAGCUACCAAAGCUACUUCUGACCCGUUUUAGCUUAACAUCGUUACCCACGUAUUUCCUCUCUUUUUUCUCUCCGGUUAUUAUCGAGUUGUUGUUACCGGUUAAUAAAUUUUAAAUAUCAAAAUAAUAUGUUAAAUUAAAUGCAUGGUUAAUUUAUAUUUGUUAUGUAACAAUAUCAAAUCACGAAAACAGUGAACUUGACGAGGCCAGAGCCGGUCCGACAGUUUAAUUUUUUUUCUUAAUGCCCAGUGCUUGUGUGUCUUUGUUAUUCACAUAAAAAAAAUAUUAAAAAAUUAUAGUGUAUCGUUUUAAAUCAUGAAAGUUAGCAACUCUAAAUUUGACAAAAAAAAGCAUCUCUAAUUUUACUCCAUUUUUUAUUCUAACUUUAUUUACUUUAAAAUAGAAUGAAAAAUAAAAUAAUAAUCAAAAUACAAAACCAUGAAUUUUUAAUAGCAUCUCUAAUUCUUUUUUUAUAUUUACUUUAAAAUAAAAUGAAAAAUAAAAUAAUAAACAAAAUAUAAAAUCAUAGAGUUCUAAUUGCAUCCCCAAAAUAUUUUAUUUUCUUGUUAAAAUUCUUAUUUUUGACGCAAUUUUGAAAUAAAAUAUGAAAUGUAACUAAAAAUGUCUUGAACACUAGAUUUUUUGCUUAUGGUCUAGACGGUCUUGACUUUAUACAUACAUGGGAGAUGUGCAAAAAUAAAUUUUGAGAUUUAACCAGAAAGAUCUAAGUUUCGAAGAAAAAAAAAGAUAAACACAGACAUAUGUUUAUGUAGAAAUGUAUAAUAUUAUAACCUUGACUAGGACCGGAUAAAUAAACCGAAUCUGAAAAUC
Molecule: messenger RNA, 1401 nt
Organism: Brassica napus (rape)
Lineage: Eukaryota; Viridiplantae; Streptophyta; Magnoliopsida; Brassicales; Brassicaceae
Product: HVA22-like protein b
Exons: 5
Coding region: 68-574 (168 amino acids)
Source: RefSeq, a predicted model, not a curated record